Molecule: messenger RNA, 1349 nt
Organism: Aedes albopictus (Asian tiger mosquito)
Lineage: Eukaryota; Metazoa; Arthropoda; Insecta; Diptera; Culicidae
Product: zinc finger protein 550
Exons: 3
Coding region: 136-1206 (356 amino acids)
Biological process (GO): regulation of DNA-templated transcription
Cellular component (GO): nucleus
Molecular function (GO): RNA polymerase II cis-regulatory region sequence-specific DNA binding; DNA-binding transcription factor activity, RNA polymerase II-specific; zinc ion binding
Source: RefSeq, a predicted model, not a curated record
UUUUUGACGCUAAAUAACAAAUUUUGUUCUAGAAACAUUGAAGCCGCAGCAUCUUGUUGUUUGUUUACGCCAAGGCGUCCUCAGAUUAGUGCGCGGAUCGAAUCGUAAUUUUUAGCUGAUUUCUCUGUAAAAAUAAUGACGUCGGACUACAAGCUCAUGACGCACUGUUUCAUUCCCGGCUGCACGGCCAUCGCCGAGUGGAACAGGCUGCAGUUCUUCAAGAUGUCCUUCGGCGACCUGCCUCACUGGUGGCGCAGUACGGCUUGGGUGGCCAAGUACGGCACCGUACUGCCGGAGGAUGCCCUCAUUUGCGAGCGUCACUUCGAGGAACGGUUCAUCGAUCGGAGCCGGAAGAAGCCGCGCCUCCUGGUGGGAACCAUCCCAACGUUGAACCUGGCCUCGCUGGAGGUGGACAACGAGAACAACCUGGAGUACUUUUGUCGGUUGUGCGCCAAGAAGGGCUUUACGCCGAUGCGCUAUCGGCUGGAACAUCUGGACGGUAUGACCGAGGUGCUCCAGUUCUGCUUGGGCCGUUACCGGGGACAGAUGGGCCUUCCGACCGGAAUUUGCGACACGUGCAUCAAUGUGAUGAAACGGUUUUCUCACUUCGUUCGGCAGUGUGAAGAGUCCCAGCUGCAGAUACUGGAGCUGCAGGCCAAACGCCGGCGAGAACUGAUGGACGAUGAGCAGGAAGUGAUAACGGCGGAAUAUACCGGCUUGGAAGCGAACAAGGAGAACACCGACACGGAGGAUCAGUUUGAGACCAAGGUCGAGCUGCCUGGACCGUCCCAAAUGGAUGACCACGGUACAGAAGCCACCGCCAAGAAGAAAGGAAAACAGUUCACCGAAGGGAAACCGUGUCCAGAUUGCGGAAAGAUGUUCAAGACUCAGGCCAGGUACUACCACCACGUGAAAAGUCACAGCGAACUGAUGGAAUUUGGUUGUCAGAUUUGCGGUAAGACUUUCACCAGAAGAACUGGUUUGCGGCGGCACCUGGAGCAGGUGCAUGGCGGUAAGAUGAAGUUUAAAUGCGUCCAAUGUGGGGAGACGUUCACGAGCAAGAAUCACCUGAGGACCCAUCACAAGGAGGUGCACUGGGAAGACAUCAAGCCGAUUGAGAAAGUCGAGCCAGAGCCUAUUGAUGAUAAGAGCGCUCUAACGAUUGGACCGGAAGCAAAUAUCCAUGACCAGGCGGGAACGGCAUAGCGAUAUUUGCAAAAGUUUACUUUCCAUCAUUCCAUAUUUUGUCAUCUUGAAAACGAUUCCACUCUCAACAUUUAUCAUAAUCAUAGAACUAAGGAACAAACUUUAUUAAACUAGUACAUACCGUCCAUUAGGUAUGAAUAAAA